UUUAAUGCAGUGCGUAAAUAUUUGUUCGAUUUGACGUGACUUCCGCGCGUACAGGUGGCGUAAUAAACUCGUGAAACUUUCGCGAAGUUUUCGAGCGAUUUAUCGAGUUUGUUGGAAGCAAAAACAGCUUAAGUGAGUGCAUUGGAACUUUGAAAAAUACUAGACAUACGUAUUGGAUCGUGGCGAUUUUACUUGACGUAUUGGGUGCUAGAUCUGAAAUGACUACGUCCCAUCUGGUCUAAUGUCCACGUUCUCUCCAGCAAUUCCCCAGCUUUUGCUCAUCCUCUAAACAUCUAACUUAUAUCUUCAAAAUUCCCACCUAUCGUUUCCUAAUGCAUCCGCCUCUCCAAGGCUGUAACAUCUCAGAAGAAGCCUGGCCGAGGGCGACCAUGUGCGACCAAGUCCCGAGCUACACUUCGUAUCCAAACUAUCAGGAAUUCAUUAACGAGAUUUCGAGAAAUGUGAGGACCGAGAAUCACAGCCAGGACGUGGUGGACACAGCUAGCCCUUAUAUUUAUUGCUCCAAGUUGCCGGAGCACUGGCGUUCUAACAAAACGCUGCCUCACCCAUUCAAAGUGAUCUCGGCUACCGAUGUGGUGGACGGUACCAAAGUGGUGGUGCAGGCCGGUAAUGACGAGAACGAUUGUGCGGAAAUGAAGAAUUUCUGUUCGAGUAUGAAGAAUAAUGUGGCGCAGUUCAACGAUCUGAGGUUCGUGGGUAGAAGUGGAAGAGGAAAGUCGUUUUCUAUUACGAUUACGAUAUUCACCUCGCCACCAGUUGUGACUAUGUACUGUAAGGCUAUCAAAGUUACAGUGGAUGGUCCAAGAGAACCCAGAACAAAACCUAGUCACGGGCAUACCAACUACCCUACUUUAAACUCCCUACACUUAGGUAGGAGGCCGUUCGAGAACACUUUCAAUGCCUACGCGCCUAGCAAGCCAAAGAGGAGUUCACCUACCAGUAGUACAAGUAGUUACAAAACAGAACCUCAAGAUAAUCUCAAUGGUCCAAAUAUGUCCACUUCCCCAUAUCAACCACCUAGUUGGCACGACGGCAACGGCUAUUCUUAUGUUUCACAAAAUUUAUAUGAAACGCACGACUUGCCAUUAGGUAAUACACAAUAUAUUAUACCAGACCAAUCCAACGAGUUUUUGAGCUCCUCUUUCGCUAGAACCUCACCUCCGUCGUCUUACCCCAAGUCUGACCCACUGGACACGUCAUAUCCUAGUCGAGGUUACCACCAGGACACUUCGUAUAUACCGAACAACUGCAGUCUUCAAGACAAUACUUACAACUACAAUUAUUACAACUCCUACAUUCAUCCGCCGUACUUCGGGCCACCCGCAAUGCCCCCACAAGCAAUCAUUUCCACGUACCAACAAAAUCAAGUUCAUAUUCAUAUUAACCAAUCCCCUUGUAGAAGCGAUUAUUUGGCAUCUGAGAGUGCUCUGCCGGUUGAGGAUACCAGGCAACAUUCUGUUCCAGUACAUAAUAGUGACCUAAUAAAUAGUGUGGUAGCUGAACCGAUACAAGAACCUUCUAGAGUUGAGAAUUCCGGACAGGAACCUAAAAUUGUUUGGCGACCACCUUGCUUCUAGUAAAGCUUGCUAGGUAUAUAGAGGGUGACAAUUUGGAAGUAGCAAUCGGGAAUAUACUUAAUGUAGUCACGCACAUACCUACAGUUUUUCCUGAAAGUAAAUCUGCAAAGUGUAGGAUUGGAUGUUUCAUUUUAAAUGCGGAUGACCCAGAUACGGGCUAAGAAUAUUUUGUACAUACAUCUGUUCGUAACUAGCAUAUACAGAGUGUUUCAUAAAACAUGUGCCAUCUCUCGUGGGGUGAUUCCUCACGUAAAAAUAUGAUUUACCGACAUAGUUCCGAUUCUGCUAUGUUUCAUAGCUACAGGAGGUUAAUGUCUUAAUUUCUUUUUCAUUUUAAUUUUCUUCCAAGUACUUUUAGCGAUUAGAAUGAAAUUUUGAGGGUAACAGUUAGUAUAAGUGUUAAAUAUUUUAGUACUAAAAAAGAGUCAACAGAUUUACCAAGGACGUGCAAAUGGGUGUCACUACAAUAUUUUUUUAAACAAAAGACAUGGUGCGUCACUAAUUUUUUUUUCUUUUAGCAUUGUAUAGGCCGUUUAACGCCGAUUAUAAGACGCAUCUUGAUAUUUUGUCAAUUUCAAUCUCCAUCAUAAACGCAAUUUAUUUAAUAACAACUAAGAAACUUUAAAUAAAAAGGAAAUUAAUAAAUUAAUUAUUUAAUUUAUUCUAUUACUAAAAUUUAUAACACCGAUGUACAGUGAACUAUGCAUUUCUGCGCCCAUGUUUAUAGGAACUUUUUUUCGUAUUUUUUGAUGAGGAAUUAAUGAGUGUAAUACUUUGUCCAGAUAAUGACACUGCAUUUGUUUAACUAUUAUUUUCUUAUUACUACUAUUAUUAUCUUAUCUAAACUAUGUUGAUAUACAGGGUGGCGCACCUCAUCCGCCUCCAAGUGCGGAUAGAGGAAUAUAUUUUAGGGGGGGCCCAAAAUAAAAAGCAAUGGAGAAUAAGCUUUUUAGGGCACCAUUUUUAACCCAAAAGCCUAAUAUUUUAUACAAUUUACGGACUUUAGG
Sitophilus oryzae (rice weevil) is the source of this 2605-nucleotide messenger RNA. RefSeq names its product runt-related transcription factor 3-like. Gene Ontology annotation, biological process: regulation of DNA-templated transcription. Gene Ontology annotation, molecular function: RNA polymerase II cis-regulatory region sequence-specific DNA binding; DNA-binding transcription factor activity, RNA polymerase II-specific; ATP binding. NCBI's taxonomy places the organism in Eukaryota, Metazoa, Arthropoda, Insecta, Coleoptera, Curculionidae. Gene Ontology annotation, cellular component: nucleus. Bases 333 to 1598 code for a protein of 421 amino acids. The record is from RefSeq and is a predicted model, not a curated record. The transcript has 6 exons.